Messenger RNA from Pteronotus mesoamericanus, 5444 nucleotides. It is a transcript of the gene ERMP1, whose product is annotated as endoplasmic reticulum metallopeptidase 1. The record is from RefSeq and is a predicted model, not a curated record. Bases 39 to 2753 code for a protein of 904 amino acids. The transcript has 15 exons. Gene Ontology annotation, biological process: proteolysis. NCBI's taxonomy places the organism in Eukaryota, Metazoa, Chordata, Mammalia, Chiroptera, Mormoopidae. Gene Ontology annotation, molecular function: metalloexopeptidase activity.
GGGCUGGGCGGUUCGGCUGGCGUCUGAGGCUCGUGGCCAUGGAGUGGGGUUCGGAGUCGGCUGCCGUGAGGCGACAUCGCGUCGGAGGGGAACGCCGGGACGGCCUGGUAGCCGCGCCACAACCAGAUAGGGAGGCCCCGGAGCUUGAGCCCCUGGUGGACGCGUGCGGCCGCAGCACGAGGAAUCGGAAGCGGAUCGCGGCGGGUAGCGGAGGCGCGAGCGGAGCUGCGUGGACCCGACUGUCUGAGGCGCGCGCCGCGCUGGGGCUAGCGCUCUACCUGCUCGCGCUGCGGACGCUCGUGCAGCUCUCGCUGCAGCAGCUCGUCCUGCGUGGGGCCACUGGGCACCGCGGGGAGUUCGACGCGCGCCAAGCCAGGGAUUAUCUUGAACAUAUAACAUCCAUUGGCCCCAGGACUACAGGAAGCCCAGAAAAUGAAAUUCUGACAGUGCAUUAUCUUUUGGAACAGAUUAAACUGAUUGAAAGUCAAAGUAACAGCUUUCACAAGAUUUCAGUAGAUGUACAGCGGCCCACAGGCUCCUUUAGUAUUGACUUUUUGGGAGGUUUUACAAGCUGCUAUGACAAUAUCACCAACAUUGUGGUAAAGCUGGAACCCAGAGAUGGAGCCCAGCAUGCUGUUCUGGCUAACUGUCAUUUCGACUCAGUGGCAAACUCACCAGGUGCCAGUGAUGAUGCAGUUAGCUGUUCAGUGAUGCUGGAAGUCCUUCGCGUUUUGUCAACAUCUUCAGAAGCCUUACAUCAUGCUGUUAUAUUUCUCUUUAAUGGUGCUGAAGAAAAUGUUUUGCAGGCCAGUCAUGGUUUCAUUACUCAGCACCCCUGGGCCAGUUUGAUCCGUGCAUUUAUUAACUUGGAGGCAGCAGGUGUGGGAGGGAAAGAACUUGUAUUCCAAACAGGUCCUGAAAACCCUUGGUUGGUCCAGGCUUAUGUUUCAGCAGCUAAACACCCUUUUGCUUCUGUGGUGGCUCAGGAGGUUUUUCAGAGUGGCAUCAUUCCUUCAGAUACUGACUUCCGUAUCUACAGGGAUUUUGGGAACAUUCCAGGAAUAGACUUAGCUUUUAUUGAGAAUGGAUACAUUUAUCACACCAAGUAUGACACAGCAGACAGAAUUCGAACAGAUUCCAUUCAGAGAGCAGGUGACAACAUUUUAGCAGUUCUUAAAUAUCUAGCUACAUCUGAUAUGUUGGUUUCUUCUUCUAAGUAUCGACAUGGGAACAUGGUCUUCUUUGAUGUGCUUGGCCUAUUUGUCAUUGCCUACCCCUCUCGUGUUGGCUCCAUAAUCAACUGCAUGGUGGUAAUGGCUGCUGUUUUGUACCUGGGCAAAAAAUUGUUGCAGCCCAGACACAAGACAGCUAACUACGUGAAGGACUUCUUCUGUGGACUUGGCAUCACUCUGAUAAGCUGGUUCACUAGCCUGGUCACUGUCCUCAUUAUAGCAGUGUUCAUCUCUCUGAUUGGACAGUCUCUCUCAUGGUAUAACCAUUUCUAUGUCUCCGUUUGUCUUUAUGGAACUGCUGCUGCAGCCAAAAUAAUAUUCAUACAUACUCUCGCAAAAAGAUUUUAUUAUGUGAAUGCCAGUGACCAGUAUCUUGGAGAAGUGUUUUUUGACAUCGCACUGUUUGUGCACUGUGGUUCCCUUAUAGCUCUCACUUAUCAAGGACUUUGCUCAGCAUUUAUUAGUGCUGUCUGGGUGGCGUUUCCAUUGCUCACAAAGCUUUGCGUGGACAAGGACUUUAAGCAGCAUGGUGCCCGAGGAAAAUUUAUUGCCUUUUACCUUCUGGGGAUGUUUAUUCCUUACCUUUAUUCAUUGUACCUCAUCUGGGCAGUAUUUGAGAUGUUUACUCCUAUCCUUGGGAGGAGCGGUUCGGAAAUCCCACCUGAUGUUGUGCUGGCUUCCAUUUUGGCUGGUUGUACGAUGAUUCUCUCCUCUUACUUUAUUAACUUUAUCUACCUUGCCAAAAGCACGAAAAAAACCAUGCUAACUUUAACGUUGGUAUGUACAGUUACAUUUUCCCUUGUGUGCAGUGGAACUUUUUUCCCAUACAGCUCCAAUCCUGCCAGUCCAAAGCCAAAGAGAGUGUUUCUUCAGCAUAUGACAAGAACAUUUCAUGACUUGGAUGGAAAAGUGGUUAAACGGGACUCUGGAAUAUGGAUCAAUGGGUUUGAUUACACUGGAAUGUCUCAUAUAACACCUCACAUUCCGGAGAUCAAUGACACCAUCCGAGCUCACUGUGAGGAGAACGCACCCCUCUGUGGUUUUCCGUGGUAUCUUCCAGUGCACUUUCUGAUCAGGAAAAAUUGGUACCUUCCUGCCUCAGAAGUUUCUCCAAGAGAACCUGUUCAUUUCAAACUUGUAUCCAAAGAACAGACACACUGGGAUUCUAUACGGCUGACCUUUGAAGCCUCAGGACCAAGCCAUAUGUCAUUCUAUGUUCGAACUCACAAAGGGUCAACACUUUCCCAGUGGUCUCUUGGCAGUGGCACUCCAGUCACAAGUAAAGGAGGGGACUACUUUGUGUUUUACUCCCAUGGACUUCAAGCCUCUGCAUGGCAGUUCUGGAUAGAAGUACAGGUCUUGGAAGAACAGCCGGAGGGAAUAGUCACUGUGGCCAUUGCUGCCCACUAUCUUUCUGGGGAAAACAAGAGAUCCUCCCAGCUGGACGCUCUGAAAGAGAAGUUCCCAGAUUGGACAUUUCCCUCUGCCUGGGUGUGCACCUACAGUCUCUAUGUGUUUUAACCUUGUGAAGGAGUUCAAAGUAAGUGUCCAGGGGGAUACUUCAUAUGACAUGUUUUCUCCUUAUGCUAUGUGAAUAUUUGUAAUGUAAGUCAAUGAAUUUUAAUGAGCAUAUGUUCAAAGAGCUUUGUGGACUAACACUCUUCAGGGUUAAGCACUAUAAUGAUUAUGCCGUGGGGUAGUGAUACAUGACCUUUUUGACACUUGAAAAUGCCAGUUUUCUGGCACUUAAGCACAUGUGGGUAUUGCCACUACACCACCGUGUCAUUUUAUAUGACCUUAAGGACAAAAGCCAACAAACCACUAGAGCAUUUGUUCCCUUAGGAUCAUAAAAGACAUUGAAAGUACUACAGGCCCAUUGUUAAUGAGACAAAUGACAUUUCCAAUUAAAGCCCAAGACCAUUUGUUGUGUCAGUGGUGGGUAAAUUAUCAAUCGCUGUAGUAAUGAUUCCCCUUGAGAUUUAACUGUAGGUCGUUAGAAAGCUAGUUCCAAAUGGAGUGGGAAGAACCAUUGGGCUUUUGAGGUCCCAGUCUGGGCUGAGAGCUGAGUGUGCUUAAUGUCUCUGUGGUGAAGCCCAAGACCCCUGAUGUGGAAACCUGUGCUGAGUUAGUGCACCUAGCCCUUCUGACAAGUGGUCACUGAGGUCCAUCAUUAUGAAGUUGUUUCAAUGCCUCUAUCCCUCUGAAACAUGUACCCCUGCUCCACCUGACCAAUUUAAGAAAGAUGAGCAUUUGUCCAGCUAUAUAUACCCUCUGGGUUUUCACUGGUUCUUUUGGUUCAGUGUUGUGUCAGUACAUGACCUUAACUUCCUUCUUCCGAGCACUGAGUUGCCAUGGUGGCUAAGCAUUUUAUAAAUAUUGUUCUCUUUGUUUUGUAGGGAGUUUUCCGUUAUCCAAGGUUAAUCCUUAAAAGCAUACUUUUAUUGAUGCACUGGGCCCUUGUUUUUGCCUGUUUCCAGCCAGCUGAACAGAUUGGUUUCUCAGUAACUUGCUGUCCAGCAUAGCUGGCUGUUUCGAAAGUUGAGCUUGUGGCUUGUACUGGAACAAGACCCCGCUACCUAUAGUUAUUGGGGUUCAGAUCCUGCAUAAUGGCAGUCCUAGGCCUUAUAGGUGCUUUUGAUUUUGAAGAAGAUGGCUGUGUAGCUUGUGAGGCCUGAUGGAUUCUUGGCUCCAGCAGUGGAAGGGCUUGGGGAGUUCGGUGGUAAAUGUUGCUUGCUUCAUUUUUUUCUGUUAAGAAACGUAAAAAGUUGCACUAAUUCUGAGUUGGACAAAUUCUGAGUUUUGCAAGCAUACCCCCCCCCCCCAACAUUUUAAAGAAAAGCUGUAGUAAAAAAUUUGAAAAUUCACAUUUGGAUCCAUUUGAACAGAGAGUAUAGUUAAGUGUACAUCACGGGAGGAAAUUCUUGAAGCUGCUCAUGUGAUACACACAAGGUGAUUUCUUAAUCAUAUUGCCUAAUUCAUGACUCUGUUCAACCUGCCUGGGCCUACACAUGAGGGCUGCAGCCGAGCUGAAGGGUAACGUGCUGGCUAUGACGUGCAUGGACGCUUGAGCUGUUGCUUUUAUUUAUUUUUGACUUUGUAAAACCAUACAUUAUUAGCUUCAAGUGCCUGGCUCCUGCCACAUUAAUGUCAGGUGGUAAUAAAGAUGGAAAUGUUUAUAGUGCAGCUUGUAUAGAAUCAGUUGUGGAGGAAAAGUUAGAAAAAGUAGUAUCUCAAUGAAUUUCAAAGUACAGUCAGUCCUCCAUAUUUGUAGGUUCCACAUACACAGACGGAGAAUAUUCAGGGAAAAAAGUUAUGCUGUUGCUGACGUGUACUACUUAGUUAGGCCUACCAUGGUUCCAUCUGUAUUGAACAUGUAGGCUUUUCCCCUAGUUCUUCCCUAAAAAAUAUAGUGUAACUACACAUGGUAUUUACAUUGUAUUAUAAGUAAAGUAGAAAUGAUUUAGAGGAGGAUGUAUGUAAGCUAUAUGCAAAUACUAUGCUAUUUUAUAUAAGGAACUCAAGCAUUCAUGGAUUUUGGUAUCCACACAGAUGCUGUAACUCCCCGCCCUGUAGAUCCUAAGGGAUGACUGUACAAGCAUAUAUUUGCCUCUGUGAGCAAACUGAAAUUGAUCACCAGAAAUUACUCAUAGCCCUCCAAGUUUUGUAGAAGGACACUGUAUGAAUUACAAAUGGUUCCUUGUGAUAUUUUCAGGAAUAAUCAUGGUUUUCAUUUUGCCUUUGAAUUACAUCCUCACAUGUAAAUGAUUCUCUUUUGUUUUCUUUAGCAUUAUAAAACUUACAUACCAUGCAAGGUCUUAAAAAGAUGCUCACUGGUCUCUGGGCAUGCUUAAUAUUCUGGAAGAUUGUUUUAGUGCAGAAAUGAUUAAGUAACUCCAGUAUUCACAGCUCUGUUGGUAAGCAUACCACUGUCAGAUCAGCAGCCUCUGAGAUUAAAGAAUUUUUGUUUUCUUUUUUUUUGAGUAUCUGGGUCAUUUGAAUAACUCAUUUCUAAAAGGGUCUUUUCAAAUUCUAAAACACAUCAUUUCCUACAAAUGUAAGUAGCACAGGGAAAGUGUAAAGAAUUGGGAUUUUGAAGGAAUUCGUUCUUAAAAUUUACAUGGUUGGACCAAAAAAUGAUUGUUGUAUGAAGUGUGUGUUUCCACAGUUUAGCAGAUGUAAAUAAGCAGGAUAGGAUUCCUAAAAUGUUACCAC